GGUGGGGGGGGAGGCGUGUCUGCGCGCGCCACCGGAAGCGAAGAUGGCGGCGGCGUCGUCCGAGCUGCUGACGGGCUGGUGCCUCUUCGGCCUGGCGCUGCUGGCUAUUCUAAUUUUCUCCUGGGUUUAUGUGCGCAAGUAUCAGAGUCGUCGGGAAAGCGAAGUGAUUUCUACCAUAACAGCGAUCUUUGCACUGGCAGUUGCUCUUAUCUCAUCAGCGCUGCUACCAGUGGACAUCUUCUUGGUUUCAUACAUGAAAAAUCCAAAUGGCACGUUUAAGGACUGGGCUGAUGCUAAUGUUUCAAGACAAAUAGAAGACACCGUACUUUAUGGGUACUACACUUUGUACUCGAUCAUACUGUUCUGCGUCUUUCUGUGGAUUCCUUUUGUCUAUUUCUAUUAUGAGGAGAAGGAAGAAGAUGAUGGCAACACAUGUUCGCACAUUAAAACUGCAUUCAAGUAUACUCUGGGAUUCAUCACAGUUUGUGCAGUUCUCCUCUUAAUUGGUGCUUUUGUUCCUUUGGAUAUUCCUGACAAGAAGAAUUCCACAGAGUGGGAGAAAGUGAAGCUCCUGUUUGAAGAAUUUGGAAGUAGUCAUGGCUUGACUGCCCUUUCAUUUUCUAUUAGUUCCUUGACUGUGAUUGGAAUGUUGGCAGCUAUCACUUACACAGCUUAUGGCAUGUCAGCCUUGCCCCUAAACUUAAUUAAGGGAACUACUAGUGCAGCUUAUGAACGUUUGGAGAACACUGAAGAUAUUGAAGAAGUGGAACAACAUUUAUUAAGAAUUAAAUCAAAGUGCAGAGAUGGUCGGCCUCUGUCAUCACGAGAUCGACGGACAGUACAACAACUAGAAGAGAAACUAAGGACACUUCGAAGAAGAGAGAGACAUCUAGAGUCUAUUGAGAAAAGCUGGUGGACAAAGUUCUGUGAAGCUAUCCGACCUCUAAAGAUUGUGUGGGGAGUAUUCUUCAUCAUUGUGGCACUGCUCUUCACUGUCUCUCUGUUCUUGUCAAAUUUGGACAAAGCUCUCCAUUCAGCUGGCUUCGACUCAGGAUUUAUAAUUUUAGGAACUAAUCUGACCAAUCCAUUGAAUAUGCUGUUACCUGUUCUUCAAACAGUUUUUCCACUCGAUUAUAUUCUUAUUACAACUAUUGUUAUGUACUUUAUCUUCACUUCAAUGGCAGGGAUUCGAAAUAUGGGUAUAUGGUUCUUCUGGAUAAGGCUUUAUAAAAUCAGACGAGGGAAAACUCGACCUCAAGCACUCUUGUUUCUCUGCAUGAUACUUCUGUUGAUAGUUCUUCAUACAAGUUACAUGAUCUACAGUCUCGCUCCUCAGUAUGUAAUGUACGGAAGCCAAAAAUACCUGGUACAGAGUAAUAAGACAAUUGAUGGCCAGCCAAGGAAUGUGACAUUUGUAUCUAAAGACUGUGAUGCAGAUGCACCUGAAGAUCAGUGUACUGUUACUCGGACGUACCUCUUUCUUCAUAAAUUUUGGUUCUUCAGUGCUGCCUAUUACUUUGGGAACUGGGCAUUCAUUGCAGUCUUUUUAAUUGGAUUAAUUGUUUCAUGCUGCAAAGGCAAGAAAUCAGUCAUUGAAGGUGAAGUGGAUGAAGAUGAUUCAGACAUGAGUGAUGAUGAACUUUCUGUUUAUUACCCUCGGUAGUCUUUUGACUUCAAAAUGGAAAAAUGUAAUUUGAAGUUAUGUUGGAAGUCAUACCUAUGUGGAAUUCGUAUCCAAAUAAGCAUCUUUGCACCUGUAAAAAUAGAGGAAAUAAGUGUACUCACUUAAAGGGGUAAAAAACUGAAUAUCACUUUGAGUAUCACUGUUAUAUCAGAACAAAUAUUGAAGCCAGGUCUGAAUCAUAUGAAGAAAAUAUUGUUUUGUGAUUAAAUGUGUAUGUAAGUUUCUGAUGUAUAAUUUGAUGAACUACUGUCGCUAUUUCAUAAUUGAUGAUGAUAUUUCUGUUAACUUGUUUUCUUAAAUACUUUCAUGCCUGACUUGUAGAACUUCUCAUUCAAGCACAUAAAUAAAACUAGCUAAAAUCUUGUAAAACAGCUGGUGCAAACAUUGCUAGAAAGAUUUGGGUGAGGUUUAGACUUUCAGAAUCACAUGACUUGCAUCAGUUUUGCUGGCAUUUCUGGGAUUCUCAUAUAAAACUAUAGCCAACAAGAGACUGUCCUUUUAAGUAUGCCAAAAUCAUCCACUGAAGUGUUGAGUUCCUCAUCUGUGAAGAAUAAGUAAUUUUCAUACUCUUAUCCCCACUGAGUUACCAUGAGACUUCUCAGGUAACUAUGAGGUGGCUUUUGCGCUUUCAAAGGAAAUCACUGGUGUAAAUGAAUACAGUCAGUAUUGUUGCAGUGUUUUACUACAGUUCAGUUCUGAACCGGCAGGUGCCUGACUUAAUAAUAACAAAUGGAAUUAAGAUGUGAUUAAUUUUUAACUUGUUUUUCUCUUUGUUGCAAAUUGUCUAAUUUGAAGUUUUCUUUCAAAAGUUAGUGUAAAUGUCGUCAAGUUGUUUAACAAGCUGGGAUCUUUGUAUAAAUACAGUUCAUAACUAUUUUUGUCAUUCUUGUUGUCUUUGCAAAGUAACGUUAUUUUAACUAUAUAGUUACUGAGCUAUAUUUGUGAGGCUGAAAAACGUCUUCAGACAUCCUUCAACAUGCUUUGAAUGUUUGCAAGUACACGCUUUUAAACUUCUAUUGCUAUCUGAAGUGAGUCACAUACAUGCAAGCACAUGGAAAUGUAACCUAGGUAAUCAUUUUAUAAGACUAAUUGUUAAAUAAUUAUAGAAAUGUGAGGGAAUUAUUAAUAUUAUAUCCUGCUACAUGUUUGCAAACUCUUAGAACUGACAGAUUUCUGUUCAGUUAUUUCAAAAGCAGUCUCCUGCUUCUCACAGUAUUUUGGAACAGCAGGCUCUCAGGAACUUCUGAAUUCUGAUUUUAUUUUCAGUAUUUCAAGAAGUCUUAGGCAGGUUGCUUAGUUAAUGCAUGAACAUCGGGAACUCAUAUGUGGACUCUUAACAGGAACAAAGAAACCUGAAGUAUUAACAAACCUUCUGUGCCAAGUGCUUCAAUAAUAUAUAUGUGUAUUUGGCAGACUGGAAGAAUGUCUGAUCUUCUAGCUUGAUCAUAAGAUGCAAAUAUGCAGUCAUGUCUGCUGAGUUAAUAACAAUCAGUCUGUUUGCUACCAGUGAUGCAUUUGAAAGGACAGGAAUGUAAUGAAACACUGUCAGUAGGUGCUGAAACUGAACUAGGCAGCCUGAGCUCAGCUAGACUUAGCUGAACACUACUUAAACAUGACCAUUGGAGAAACUUGCAAGGAAUUCUUUAUAAGAAAUUCAGGUAACUCAAAUGGAGGGUGGAACCUGACGUUGAUCAUCUGGAAGCUGCAUCCAGAGGAUAUCAAUAAGUUGGAGAAUACAUCUUUGUGGACGCCCUGGUGGAAAACUUACAUGAGCUAAUUUAAAUAAAGGUUACUGUUCAGGUAUUUGUGGGUUUUGCUUAUGUUUCAUCUUCCUUGAUGCAAUAAUAAUAUCUCUUCCUUCUUUGGCUAUAUCAUGUACAGAUUUGAUAAUCUUUCUGGGUGUAAGAUGGAGCUGCAGUACUCAGCUUGGAGGAGUUGUUUUUAUUCUAUCUUAACUUCUCAUUAGGGAGAUGGUUGCUUGUCUGGGGAAGAUUGACAGGAAGGUGAUUUCACGUCAUGUAGCUGCUGGCGUGUUGCAUGCAGGCUUAGGGGUCAAUGGCCAAGGUACCUGGCCAGUCCCUAGGUAUAUGUUGUUAAGUCUGUCCUGUUUCCAGGCUUUUCUUCAUUUUGAAACACUUCCAGUCCAGUUUUGUUUCCUGUCUAAAUAGUCUACAUGCACUAAUACAUUUAUCUGCUUUUGAAUUGGUGGCUUUGUCUCUUUGUGGCUUUGUCUCUUUAAUGGGAGGAUUUAGUAAUUACCGCUGUUUAAUUCAGGUGUUAACCAGAUUUAUAACCAACCAAUAGUUGCAGAUAGCAAGAAGCAAGCUUCUGCAGAGUUCAAAAGUCGUUUCAGGCAUUUGCUGUCACUCUGAUGCACAAGCAGUAAGUAACUGUCAGUGUUUAUAAUGAGAGUUAUUCUUCACCUGCCACAUCCUCACUGAAGUUUCUCAGGAGUUCAAUGAGCCAUUUGACUGACAAGCUUUUAAAAGAUUUUUGUGUGCAACAAUGUAAUUGUAAUGAGUGUACACUGAGGAAUUCAUCUCUCAUCAACGCUUCAUGUGAUGGAAAGCGCACUUUUAACUGUACUGUGCCUUUAAGAUGAACUAGAGGUGUUCUUGAAGUUUAAUAUGUCAACUCACCAACUGAAUUUGUACAUCCAGUAUCACUCAGUGAAGAAAACUAGCAAUGUAACUGGAAACUUAAGAUAGCCAUACCAUAAAAUACUUGGAUUUGAUCAAUACUUGCUGGAACUUUAAGAAACACAACUUCCAGUGUAUUAUUUCCUGUUUCUCUCUUGUGCUAUUGUGAGUAAAACAAUUUCCACAAAGUUAUCCUUGCUUAUGGCAGCACUUGUAGUAUGACUGAAAUAGUUCACUCAUUUAGCUGUUGGGUAUGGAGUUUUCUACACAUUUUUGUGCAAAUUUUGAGAUUUCCAGUUGUGUUACAAUACAGUAUUCUACCUUGUAAGCAACAUCUUCAACUAAGUCUUCAGAGAUCUCAGCUUUCUGGACUAAAAUCACUUAAGACAUCAGAAUUGUUUUGCUGCUUUAGUUGAUAUUCCAAAUCAGUCUAUAGUGUGAGCUUUCCAAACUGUAGUGAUAUCAUCAGAUAUGACUUCAGUUAGUUUUGUUUGGUUUUGUACCUUUCUAGUCAGCUAUUACCGUGUUGUUGGCUCAUGAAUAUUUAGAAACUAGUGAGCAACACAUCUUGCUGGCACAUCAAGCAUAAACUGAUCACCAGGAAUAAGUUUAAUAGACUUCAGCAGUGAUCCAUGCCAAAUAGGUCUUCAUCUUCCUGCUUAUCUAGUAGGGAUCAGUUGGUUUUCUCUAGUUACAAAUCAUAAAUAUAAUAAAGCCUAUAAUAGUCUCUUUUGUUUCUUAGCUGAAAGCUGAUGGUAUCCUGCAGAUUUCCUGCUGAUUGUCAGAAACAUGUGAAAGCCUUUCCCAGUAAAGACUGCGAGGAAACAUCUGUUACUUCUUUGUAUUUUUUCUGCUUUGACUUUAGGGGAAGAUUUCAGGGUGGUCUUGAGAUGUUGCACUGAAAAUAGUAAUCUUUUAGGUACAGUGUACCUAUACCGGAGUCCUGCCACAUAAAAUGGUAAUUUCACGCUCAGGUAAUGGGACAGUUUAUGCUAAAAACUAAUGAAUUCUUUCAAUGCUGGUAUUUUGCUUCUGAAUAAUCAUUGUAGGCAUAACUCUACAGAUUCUUUGAGAUGUCAUCUACUGCUUAGAAAUUCUAUUUUUUGGGUCAUAGCUCUUCUGUUAUUUGACCUUUUCAACAAGAGUUCCUCAAUUGGACGCUGGUCUAAAACAGUAUUUUGAAAAACAUUAAACCACAAUUUCAACAAGAGGUCGUCGUAAAAUACUGGUAACUGCUGGUGUGCAUAGCAGAGGUAGAUUGAAGUGUUAGAGAAAACUGAUUAAUUGUAGAAGGUAACUCCUCUCCAUGCAAGUAUGUAGGUACUCAGCCCAUUAUGGCAACACUGAAAGAGUUCUGGGUAUGGAUAGGGAAAUAAAGCACUGCUUGUGACAUUAAGCAAAGGAAAAAGAUCCAUCCCUUUCUAAAAUUAUCUAAAAUAAUUUUAAGUACUCAAGCUGUAAUAUUUCUUUCAGGCUUUUAGGUUGAGGAUUGCAGUGCAUAUUGAUAAUACAUCUUAUAUUAGUGUAGGUCUGUUCUCUUGCUGCCUUCUGCAAAUUCAGCUUGAUUACAGAUAAGGCUGAGAAUCUUUUUUUUUUUUUCCCUGUGACUGUGUAUUUUGACUAUACUUAUCAAAAUAAGUACAAGCCUUUUUUUGUUGUUUGUGGCAACGUAUUGUUUUCUGUUAAUAGCCCAAAUUUUAAAACAAAUACUGCUUCUGAGUUAAGAUACUUGCAAAUUCUGGAUAAUCACAUUAAUCAAAUUCCAGUGGUCUUCACCAGCUUUAGUGAGAUGUGAUUGUUACAGAAAUUAUCUGGAUGUUAGACUAAUUUUAAUAUCCUAUUCAGAGAGAUUGCUAUAAGAGACUGAUAGCUAUAAAUUUGAUUGAAGUGCUAUAAAGAGGAUUAUUUCUUUGAAAUAAACACAUAAUUUAAGCCCAUUUAACAGCCAUAAUAUAGCUUUUUGUCCAGAUUUACCCCUAGGAAAACACUGAUGCAUUCACUGGGUCGGACAGAAGAAUUUUGGUUUCUGGAGGGCUCAUCUUAGACCUAAGCCACACAGACUUAAGUUUCCUGAUCUUCCUCUCUUCACCACCCAUAAGGAUAUGUGGGGCCUUUCCUGCUAACAGCUUAUUGAGUCUUAACUUUGUUUGUCACAAAUAUUUGCUUUUUUCCUCAGAGAAAACAAGCAGAUGGCACGUAAAACGUACAACUUAAUUGUUUUACAUGUGUAAUUUUGAAGAAAGAUUAUGAACGCACAACCAUUCAGGUUGAAGAAGAGCUUUAAGAUCAUCAAGUCAAACCAUAAACCUAACACUGCCAAGUUCAUAAUAAACCAUGUCCCUAAGUGCCCCAUCUGCAUGUGUUUUAAAUACCUCCAGGUAUGGUGACUCAACGAAUUCCCUGGGCAGCCUCUGCCAGUGCUUGACAACCCUUCGGUGAAGACAUUUUUCCUAAUAUCAAGUCUACAACUCCCAUGGUGCAACGUGAGGCCAUUUCCUCUUGUAAUAUCCCUAAUGAUGUCCAAAUCCUUAUUGUGAGAAUCCAAAUAUCAUGCAUAGAGAUAAAGACUAAGGACAUUCAAAGCAAAUGUGGAGAUGAGCAUGUGUGUAGUUCCUACUGAAAUUCAAGUCUAGAUAUGGGGCUUUUUGCCAAAACAUAUUGAACUUCUUGUGAGGAAGUAAAAUACAAACCGGCUUAAUAGCACAUCUGCUUUUGCUGAGGUCCUUAAAUAUAAAUCAUGAUGUGACUGUGAGCUAUACAGAGUUUGAAAGUUCUCCCACAUGUAUUAAAUGUAUCACUUCAACUGAGUACUUCAGAGUUGAGAUAGCAAGAAGCACUUCUAAUAAUGUGAACACCUAUGGUAUUUUCCCCAUAUACACACCUUGCAACCUAUGGUCUUAUUACUGUAUUAGGCACUUAAAGGAAUGUCCUGGGACUGAAAUGUUUGAUUCUGACAUUUAAUGUGUAUUUUGCAGAUGCUACUUGCCACCUAAACUUGGAAUCAUAACAUCAUUUAGGUUGGAAAAGACCUUUAAGAUUGAGUCCAACCAUAAACCUAACACUAUUAAGUCCAGUGCUAAACUAUGUCCCUAAGCGCCACGUCUACACAUCUUUAUGCUUGUCAGCGUUGCACUUAUUCUUUUCUAAACCUUAAAGUUAGAGCAGUGCAAAUCUGUGUUCUUAUUGCCUGCUGCAUCCUUAUUGCCUGCUGACUUUACAUCUUUUUCAAAUAGAUAUGAUCAAAAUGCUGACACCAGAUGUAUCUGAGUGGUAUACAGUAUUUUUUUGGAAUAGUCCAGUAGAGGAAAUUUAUAUUUAUUGUAAAGAAAAGUGCAUUUCUGUGUUUUGAGGUGCGUAUUUGAACCUGAAAGUUAAAUUGUUAACAAUGGACAUAUCUUUCUAGUGCAAAGAGGAAAAAAAAUGUUAUUGCAAAAUAUGAACUCCAGAGGAAUCCUUAUUUUCCUGCCUGUAAAGCAGGUAUUAUUUCAGGAACUGAUCUUAAAGAAAUAAUGAUAAUGUUAUUAAUAACCUUGACUAGAAAAAUAUGCCCGUUGACUCAUGCAGACAUGGAUAACAGGAUUAUUUUAGGAUAGGUUUUUAACAAAUGAGGGGUGCAGCUCUUACUGAA
This is a messenger RNA of Cuculus canorus (common cuckoo), 7951 nucleotides long. RefSeq names its product LMBR1 domain containing 1 (gene LMBRD1). Gene Ontology annotation, cellular component: vacuolar membrane. The record is from RefSeq and is a predicted model, not a curated record. The transcript has 16 exons. The coding region runs from base 44 to 1663 and encodes 539 amino acids. NCBI's taxonomy places the organism in Eukaryota, Metazoa, Chordata, Aves, Cuculiformes, Cuculidae. Gene Ontology annotation, biological process: protein localization to vacuole.